AUGCCCUCAUACACAUCAGUCCACCUCGCUGAGCGACCCAAGGACGGCAUCGUAGCUGGCAAAACCUUCACACCCAAGUCUCACCCGAUCCCUUCGGCCUCCUCGCUCAAAGAUGGCGAAGUCCUCUUCCAGACCCUCUAUCUCUCCAUCGACCCCGCCAUGCGUGGCUGGCUUAAUCCCACACGCUCCUACAUUCCUCCGGUUCAAAUCGACGCGGUAAUGCGCGGACAGGGCAUCGGCCUCAUCCUCGCGAGCAAAAACCCAAAAUUCCCCGUCGGCACCUACGCAAAGGCCAUGUGCGGCUGGGCCGAGUACGCCGUGAUUCCAGGAAAGGACGUCGAGUCUCUGGAUCUUCCCGAGGGCGCUGUGCCAACGGAUGCGUUGGGUGUCCUUGGGAUGACGGGACUUACAGCGUACUUUGGUCUCCUUGAUGUUGGUCAGGUUAAACCGGGAGAUUUUGUCGUUGUGAGCGGUGCGGCAGGCGCAACCGGAAGUGUCGUGGGCCAAAUUGCUAAGCUCAAGGGCGCAAAGGUUCUGGGGCUUGCGGGCGAGGAUAGCAAAGUUGCGUGGCUCAAGGACACGCUAGGAUUCGACGAGGCGCUCAACUACAAGGACCCGGAUUUUGUGAACAAGUUCCGCGCUGCGACCAAGGGACUGAUUGAUCUUUUCUUUGAUAACGUAGGCGGAGAGAUUCUCGAUUUGGCUUUGAGUCGCGCGAAGCCGCAUGCACGAUUCGUCAUUUGCGGUGCGAUUUCUGAUUACAACAACAAGAAGCCGGCUGGACUCAAGAACUACAUGAUGAUCAUCUCGAUGCGUAUUCGCAUGCAGGGUUUCGUUAUUUUCGACUAUGCGGACAAAUACGCUGAGGCGAGGAAGGAGCUGGCGCAAUGGCUAUCCGAGGGCAAGAUUAAGCGCAAGGAGACUAUUUAUGAGGGCGGAAUUACCAAGGCCGAAGAAGCGCUGGUUGGACUGUUUGAAGGCAAGAACACAGGCAAAAUUCUGGUAAAGGUGGCAGAUCCCGAGGCUGCCAAGUCGAGGCUAUAG
Bipolaris oryzae ATCC 44560 is the source of this 1044-nucleotide messenger RNA. RefSeq lists its product as uncharacterized. NCBI's taxonomy places the organism in Eukaryota, Fungi, Ascomycota, Dothideomycetes, Pleosporales, Pleosporaceae. The transcript is spliced from 3 exons. The record is from RefSeq and is a predicted model, not a curated record. Bases 1 to 1044 code for a protein of 347 amino acids. Gene Ontology annotation, molecular function: oxidoreductase activity, acting on the CH-CH group of donors, NAD or NADP as acceptor.